CGAAAAUUCUACUACGUUUCUGCGUCAUCCAGUCCAAUUGUUUUCUGUUUUGGUUGCUCUGCGGAAGAGGAAGAGGAACUGUCCCUGCAGACUCUCAGGCGCUCGUCGAGCGAAAAGAGACGAGAAACGUUUUAUUGAAGGUUGAAAAAUUGCUCAAUCGUUUCAUGGCUGCUAUUCAUCCACCAAUAAUGGAAUACCAGAAAAAUUUGGUGUCGUCAGACAUCCUAGAUGAUUUAGCAAGCCGCUUCAUUAUCAAUGUGCCUGAAGAGGAGAGAUCCAACGAAAUCAGAAUCUGUUUUCAAAUUGAGCUCGCCCAUUGGUACUACCUUGACUUCUACUGCAAAAACAAUAGCAGUCUGCGGAAAUGUUCUAUCAAGGAAUUCCACGCUUGCAUGUUAAAGCACAUUCCACACCUGAACAGGUACAGCAGCAGUGCCGAGAAAAUGUAUGAGGCAUGGAGAGCGUACAAAAUGUCUGUCCCCACGUUUGGAGCAAUCAUCCUCAACGAAAAUAUGACACACGUUCUUCUGGUUCAAGGAUACUAUUCCAAGUGCUCCUGGGGCUUUCCGAAGGGCAAAGUGAAUGAAGGCGAAGAGUGGUCUCGUUGCGCCAUCAGAGAGGUGUUGGAAGAGACCAGCUUUGACAUCAGUCCCUAUCUUAGAGAGAACGACUUCCUUGAGCACGUCCACAACGACCAGCUGAUCAGACUGUACAUCAUCUCAGGAGUGCCUAGCGACACUUCAUUUAAGCCAUCAACCCGCUGUGAAAUCAAGUCCAUCCAGUGGUUCCCUGUGGACCAGUUGCCUUGCACAAAGAAGGACACGACGUCCAAGGACGCGCUUGGUCUUGGUACCAACAGCUUCUUCAUGAUUAUCCCAUUCAUCCGACGCAUUAGGAAUUGGAUUGAAAAUAAAAAGAAUCACCGGAAGCAAACCCCAGUGGCUGUUGAGAAGAAGCAAAAAACCGCCGCUGUUGGGGAUCAGGACAAGAGGGUCAAGAAGAAUCAGCAGGUUGAAAACCAGCAGCAGACAAAAGCUUCAAGAAAGGUGGCAGGAAAGCGGGUAUCACCGAUGCCGGUGGCGAGUAACGGCCACUUGCAGAAAUGCGGCCUGAGAUUCGAUCAGGACGGGGUGGCCAUCAUCACUGCGCCGUCGUGGACCAACUUCCACUUCGAUCACACCGCCCUGCUGAAGCAGUUGGCGAGCUAGACGACCAAAACUAGUUUCGUGCAGCACGGUCUGAGCCAUUGGUCAGUGAUAUAUCAAGUUGUUACAAGAUUUUUAUAUUUUUCAUUGUAUGUAUGUCUUAAGUACGUGCUACUUAUCUCUGUGCCAUGGCACAAUCUCAUCAGACUCAAGUUGCGCUGAAGCAUGCAUAGUAAGUUUUAAGGAAUCCAAAAGCAAUCAAACAUCUGAAUACCACCACUUAAAUGCACACUAAGUCCUGUUCUGAACUGAAGUUGUCGGUUCUUAAGAUUAUUUGACAAGGUUCGAUUUCAAAAGAAAUGAAAUCAUUUGAUUUUGGCACGGCUCACGCAACCCAAGUGGAUUCUUGCCUGAGUUUGACGAAAAGACAAUUAUUGCAUCGUUCCUAAUGAUUGGCAAUGUGUCGAUGAUUGGCAAAUUGGUCAGUUCGUCUACAAAAUAUUUUAUUUUCUAAUGAGAAGUACUUGCAUAGCCAAAGCAAGUGACUCCUAGCAAAGGGCGCUUGAUUACGAAGGAAAUUAGCCGGCAAUGAAACAGAAAAAUCAAAGUCGCGUCUAAAAGUUCAUCUCAAUCAAGCAGCCUUUAGUUCCUAACUGGAGAAGUUUGUGUUUUUCGUCGACCAGGAAUGAAUUCGCAGCGAAUCGGGGUUGCCAGACGUCCGUGACGCGGCCGUAAAUAUUUUUUCUUUUCGUUCAGAACGGUUUCUUGUUUGGAGAGAGAGCCAGUUGUCGACGCAACCUCGAUAAUAAUAAUUCAACGUCAGCCAUUCAGUUACAACGCCCGCCGCAAAGAGUAAAUUUAAAAAAAUGUAUUAUUUUACACUGAGGACUCAGACGCCUCAUUUUGAAUGACGGCUGGUUACAUUUAAAUUUGUUUUGUGCUUUUAAUGGUUAAUUUCUAAUAACUUCCGCAGACGGCGCAAGAUCGGUUUUUUCCCUCUUGCAGCCGCUAUGAAAACGUAUACACAUCGAUUCCAUGUUCACCUGGGAACAAUCAGAAAGCACAAGGGCUCUCUGCAUUUGUGAUUUUGUUGGCAGUUUGGUCAGUUCCCUCGUUCGGCACCGGUUCCCCGCCCGCCACCCCCACACACAUUCCAAUAUGUGUUGUCUAAAAUUAUGCAGACGUUAUUAUUUGUCGAAUUUGAAAGCUAACGAACGCGGGGGCUACGAGCUGCUGAAAGGGGCAAAGGGAAUUCCGUCUCAGACUGAGGAAUUCUCACGGCCUUUUUUCACUUCAAUGGGGAAGUGGCGAAGUAAUAAAACAAGAUGAUGAAGUAUGUUUUGCGAUUAGAAACUUUGUGAAAGUGAUCGGAAAAAUGGAUCUAAAAUCAUGUUUACCGACGUGCAAAAUAAAUUGGUAUAAUCGGAUCCCAAAAUUAUCUUUCAAAUAAAAAUUGGCAAUCUCAAGAUUAAA
Molecule: messenger RNA, 2618 nt
Organism: Cloeon dipterum
Lineage: Eukaryota; Metazoa; Arthropoda; Insecta; Ephemeroptera; Baetidae
Gene: DCP2
Product: decapping protein 2
Exons: 5
Coding region: 165-1208 (347 amino acids)
Biological process (GO): nuclear-transcribed mRNA catabolic process, nonsense-mediated decay; deadenylation-dependent decapping of nuclear-transcribed mRNA
Cellular component (GO): P-body; cytoplasm
Molecular function (GO): manganese ion binding; RNA binding; 5'-(N(7)-methylguanosine 5'-triphospho)-[mRNA] hydrolase activity
Source: RefSeq, a predicted model, not a curated record